AUUCCCCAAUUUGCAACGUUUUUUUCCCUAUUUUCCUUCCUCCCAUUACUACUUUCCCCCCACUCUUGAAUUUGGCAACAGCGACACUCGCGCUCCUUCAUGUCACUCGAGCCAUCGCAUUCAAUAGAUGGCGACACCUCAACUCCUGCCACUUUGGAGGCAGCCGAUUCAUCGAGCGUAGCACCGCAUAUGACCCAGCAACAGCGCGACGACUCGGCUUUUGCCCUUGCACCGGCAGCACACGAUGCCGAGGUGGACGACGAAGACGAUUUUCUGUACCAAGAUUCAGACCUCAUGUUACAGUCUGAAAACAACACACAGUAUCUCAAAGGAGUGGUCCAUAUCAAAGGACCCAACAGCAUGUGUAAAAUUGUAUUCCUUACCAUAUGCUUAGCGGGGCUCCAAUUCACUUGGACGGUAGAAAUGGCUUAUGGCACACCAUACUUGCUAUCCCUGGGAUUGACCAAGUCGGUCAUGUCGCUGGUGUGGAUUGCGGGGCCGUUGUCUGGUCUCCUUAUGCAGCCGAUCGUCGGUGUCGUGUCGGAUCGAUGCACAUCAAAAUUUGGCCGACGGAGGCCGUUCAUCGUGCUAGGAAGUGUGAUUGUUGUCAUCAGCUUACUGAUCAUUGGAUGGACUCGAGAAAUUACAGCGCUGUUUACCGGUGGCACACAAGACGGCGAUACAUUUAAACAUCUUUCAAUAGGGAUCGCUAUUGCCGCUAUUUAUAUUUUGGAUUUCAGCAUUAAUUGCGUCCAGGCAUCUUGUCGAGCUAUUUUGGUCGAUUGCUUACCGCCUUCACAGCAAGAAGAUGGAACAGCGUGGGCUGGAAGGAUGGUUGGAAUAGGAAAUGUUGCAGGCUACUUUAUGGGCUAUGCAGAUUUGGUCAAAGCGUUUCCGUUCCUAGGAAACACACAACUGAAGGUGCUCUGCGUUAUUGCAGCCUUUGUCCUUGUGCUAUCAGAUAUCAUUACGUGCAGCACAGUGACGGAAAAGGUUCUGACGAAAGGACCGAAGAAAAAGAAGAACUCAUGGAGCGCACCCUUUAAAGCGUUAACAGACAUCACUGGCAACAUUUGGAACUUACCAAAACCAAUCCGUCGUAUUUGCAACGUUCAAUUCUUUGCAUGGAUCGGAUGGUUUCCGUUCUUAUUCUAUACAACCACAUGGGUUGCCGAGAUUUACGAUCAAGCAGCACUCCAGAACGGUGGUGGGGCCAAUCAAGACGAUUCGCUUGGACAAGCAACUCGCGCAGGCUCGUUUGCAUUUCUUGUCUAUUCACUUGUCUCGCUUGCUGCAUCGUUCGUCUUGCCAUGGAUCGUUUCGCCUUCCUAUGGCGUGGAUGAAACUACGACACAGACAUUUCGGUUCAAGAUCAGAGGCAAAUACUACUCAAUUACACCAUCUCGGUACCUCAAAAUAUCGUUCUUGACGCUUCCCCGCGCAUGGACGCUCGGCCACAUUGUUUUCUUGCUUUCCAUGCUUGCGACAGUAUUUGUAUCCAAUGUAGUUGGCGCAUCCAUCGUGAUAGGAAUCUGUGGUAUCAGUUGGGCAUUGACCAUGUGGGCCCCAUUCUCACUGUUGGGCGAAUAUAUCUCAGAAAUGGAACAUGGUGAAGCUCAAGGAGGUCGUCGUCGCCCAUCGCUCGACGCAGAAAACCGUGUUGGCAUGAAUAGACAUGCCAUGUCAUCCAGACUCAGUCUUGCUGCUGGAGGCGCCGGAUUGGGCACAGAAGGAGGGCUUUAUCAGCUCGUGGAGCAAUUCGAUGACGAUGAUGACAGCGUUACUGGGCCUCGUGAAACAAACGGAGGGAUUGAAAUGCAUGAUCGACAACAGCCCGUUGACAACGGACAACAGCAAUUAACAUCAGUCCCGACAAAACGACCCUCAAUGGAGUUCGAAACCGGCUCUUCGUCAAUGAUCAUGACACCUCUCGAACACGACAAUGAUGAUAUCAAUAGACGGUCUUCGGAAAGCAGUAAUCGAGGACUGCUUCAACAGGAACAGCGGGAACAAGAAGAUGGCAGCAACAGAAAUGGUAAUGGACCUCGACGGCGGUCUUCAGUGACAACAGCAUUGGAUGCCACUACACCUUCUGCAGGGGUUUUGCUUGGAAUCCACAACAUGUACAUUGUGGCGCCGCAGUUCCUUGUCACGUUCUUUGCCAGUAUCAUGUUUCAUUUUCUAGAGAAAAAUGCGUCCGAAGGUGAAGAAGCAUCUCCAGAUGCCAUUGGUGUGGUACUUCGGUUCGGUGCAUUAAUGGCGGGUGUGGCAGCCUUUCUCAGUGCACGGAUUGGUCGGCCUUAUAAGUAGAUAAAAUCAAAGUGCUGUAUUCCCCCCCCACUCUUUGAUGUCUUUUUAUUAAGAUUC
Zychaea mexicana is the source of this 2367-nucleotide messenger RNA. RefSeq names its product major facilitator superfamily domain-containing protein. The coding region runs from base 100 to 2310 and encodes 736 amino acids. The record is from RefSeq and is a predicted model, not a curated record. Lineage: Eukaryota; Fungi; Mucoromycota; Mucoromycetes; Mucorales; Lichtheimiaceae. Gene Ontology annotation, cellular component: membrane. The transcript has 9 exons. Gene Ontology annotation, molecular function: sucrose:proton symporter activity.